Messenger RNA from Dicrocoelium dendriticum, 2940 nucleotides. Lineage: Eukaryota; Metazoa; Platyhelminthes; Trematoda; Plagiorchiida; Dicrocoeliidae. The record is from the annotation of a GenBank genome assembly.
UUGACAUUGUAUACGCUGCUUGGAACGGCGCAGUUGUGUCCUAUUUGCUCAGUACGGUGAGCGGCUUGUGCGUCGAAUUAAGAGACCGACCAGAAAGCGUGUCGUAAGACACACGCACCAAGGCACACACUCGCAAGUGCGUGCGUAGACAAUUGCUUGGUUCCAUCGAUCGGAUGACUCAAUUUAAUUCCUUCGCACUUAGACACGCGUGAUUGUUGGCAGCAAGACAAACGUGUGCAAGCUUCACAACUAAAUCGAACAAAGGAAUCUAAGUGGGCCAUGGCAGAUGGCAGGAAUGACCGGUCGAGGAAAUUUCAACCGGCAAACAACCGAUUCCAGCCAAAAGGACGCCAAAAUCUCCAUCACCGUAGCUUGAUGAAUUUGACGGCGUCAGUGGUCAACGAGACGACAUCGAAUGUCAGCUGCGCUCGAAUAGAAAAAACCGAAAAUAAGGAGGCAGGAUUUGUGCGUAAGAUACCAAAGUUCUUCCGGUGGGGAGUUGGAAAGAAAAUUCUCCCAUUGGAACCAAUACCAAAAGUGGUGUCGGAUCCAACAGAGAAUACACCGAAAUCAAGCGUGCCGGCUGAAAGGGGAUUUGUGGGAAAUCUUGGCAUUGGCCACUACAUCACGUCUGACGAGAGUGCAUUUUUGAACUACGACAUUCCUGAUGAAAACACAGCCCCGGUGAAUCAUAAGGGAUUUUCCAAGUCCAUGGUGGACUUAUCGUCCAUCACACCUUGGUCUUGUACCCCUACCGAGCCCACACUUUUGCGUUCAUCUCAUAAUCAUUCAAUGACUGAGAGUGAGGCGGAGAGUAUGUCCACUUCUUCACACAGCGACUUCCCUGGAGUGCUUAAUACCUUACUUAAAUCCCACGAACUUCGUGCGCCUCACACUGAAUGUAAUCAGUCGGUUCCGGAUUUGAUUAAAGUGCUCUUUUUCACUAAUUUACCGUGUGACACUAGCUGCAUCGGCAAGGACACAUUGACCAGCAGCCGAGACUCUGGCACGGAACAGCGGAAUAUGGUGGAGAAUGAAAGCAUUUCUGAGAAUCUACCUGCUUGGUUAAUAACGGAGAAUGACUUAACGGCCAAUGUCCCUUAUACUAUGUUUCGGACACGCGAUUAUCUCGGUGAAAUUUGCAAAGCGAUACGGUGGCUUGAGGAAAACGAACAGCGCAGUGGAAAGCAUAAAAAAUCCUCCAGACGAUUUCAGUCUCCAGUUGGACUUCGGUUUGCAUCCGACUUACGCUCACGCCGACUGCCUUUUGAUACGUCAAACGUUGCUGUAAAGAAAAAACGAAUUCCAACGGAUGAACCUACACAUUCAGAUGACGUUUCUGUAACAGCGACCCCAGCUCCCUUUAUCAAUCCAAAAGAGGGCAAAAUAAUGUUGAAAAUGCUAUCUGAGGCCAGUCGAAUUAUUGAAUCAAUGAACCUGUACUCGGAAGGCACCCGAAGUUACUAUAGUGGAUUGAACGCUUGGAUCAUUCGCAGCGUUGCUAUGGACUGCAACUGUAAUGAACUGAACGGCAGGAUGCUAAUUCCUGACUUGCAAAGAUCCACCUCCAGUCGAGACCAUACAGCACAAGAAAUGAAGCAAGUGUUCAGACAGGAUACUGCCCAAAUAUACCAAAUCGUAUCAGAAAACGGGGAGGCACCCCUUGUGUCACAUGAGUCCAAGUUCCGGGAGACGACCCUGUACCUCACCUCUUCGCAUUUACUGAUCGCUUCAACGUCACCCGGAUCCCAGACUAUCUGUUUGACGCAAUUUCAACAUGUGCUUCCCCUAUGCCAAUUGUGGUGUAGUAAAAUUACUCUGGAUGGAGAGAACGAGAGCAUACUCAUCAAUGAAGGUCAAAAUGUCAUUUUAACAGCGGACAUGACGGUGCACGCUCCAGUUAGUUUGAAUUCUAGCAGCUUGACGGAGUCAGAGGAAACUGUGGGUGUUUCAUCCGUGGUGGGUGAUGCUACAUCCAGUUUCGGCUGUAUGCAGACCUUCGUACUCGGAAGUUCACUUACUGAAAAUUGGUUAUUACGCUUUCCUGACAAGGUUAAAAUGGAACGUUGGUCCGCUUAUUUACACGAUGCAAUCAGUUACAAUCAAAGGACACUGAUUGGUCGUACUCUGUAUAUAAAAAUGAUGAAUCAGGUCGCAGAUAAUCAAGUUGUGUACAAAUAUCAAAAAGUAUAUCUCACAACAUCGGUCAAAGAACUGAAAGAAAGUGCAAUGGACUCAAUGAACAUUAAUAGAAAGACGGAUGUACAGAUCUGGGUUCGUUACAGCAAUGUGGAGGGGAACCAGAAAGAAGUUAUGCUACGUGGCUACGAAAGUCCAUUCUUGAUAGCUCUUCUCCUAACAUUAAAUUACAAUGAACAUUCCACCGUCCGGAGCCCAACAUCGGUUCCCGCGAGUCACGGAAAAAUAGUGGAUCUAUUUGACCAGUUCAAACGAAGCAAUGCCGAAUCUUGCGAACCGAUGAGCAAAGUUUGGAAAAUGGAACAUUUUCUCGCCCAGUUGCCAGACACAAAUCCAUUGUUUCCAAGGGACCAGGUUCGCGCAGAGUUCUUUCUUCGUGGCAAAGAGCAACCCGCAAUGCUUCCCAAAAAACAACGCAUCCAUGGAGUGAUGAGACCAUCCGAUGUGAAAAAGUCCCACUCCCAUUUCCAUUCAACAAAAGCGCAUAGAGAAAAGGGUAGUCUGCUAGACAAAACUAACUCGACACUGUUGUUACCAACUGAUGGACCGAAAGCAGCUCGUACUGGUGGUGCACUACGUGGUGCAAGGAGCACAGGAUGUCUAAACACUACUGCGGAGCAUUGGGCAAUUUUUGGUCACAUUCCUGAAAAGAUUUGGCCCUCGGCUGUUUUGCCUCAGUCCCUUGUGGUAUGUUUCAAAUGGUAUAUACUUGCUAAUUUACACUCUGUAACUUAUUUAUAA